Molecule: messenger RNA, 834 nt
Organism: Mollisia scopiformis
Lineage: Eukaryota; Fungi; Ascomycota; Leotiomycetes; Helotiales; Mollisiaceae
Product: MFS general substrate transporter
Exons: 1
Source: RefSeq, a predicted model, not a curated record
CUGGACGCCAAUUCAUCGAGUGAAGGAAACUACCACGCAGCAGUCGUGAUCAUCGGUGUCGCAACCGGAGUGUGGAUCAUAUGCGGGACACCCUGGUUCUUCCUCGAGAAAGACCGUGCAGCCAAACUCCCUAAAGGAGAGACUUACUUCUCAGUCGGCGCCAAAGCAUACUACAAUGCUUUCAAACGUAUCCCUCGCCUCACACAGACCUGGCUUUAUCUUCUUGGCUACUUCCUCAUCUCCGAUGGCUACGCAACAACCAACCAGAUCUAUGGCAUCUGUCAAAAUGCCAUCGUUUCCUACAGCACCACAACUUCAACGGAGCUGUACAUUGUCCAAGGUCUUUCCAACGCUUUUGGGAUCGCAAUCUUCUGGCUCGUCCAGCGCAAGUACAAAACCCGCACGAAGCUGGUCCUGAUGGUAAAUUGCGGCUUCCUACUGGUAAUGCCAAUCUGGGGCUGUAUCGGCAUCGGCACGACUCGAUUCGGGUUCCACCACGUUUGGGAAGUCUGGGCGUUCUCUGUGAUCGAUUGUGCGGCUGUUGCUCCGUUCUAUACCUUUUCGGCUACAAUGUUGAGUGAUAUAUGUCCGAAAGGGAGGGAAGUUACCUUCUUUGCGUUAUAUGCGUUGGUUAGUAAGAGCACAGCGUGGAUUGGUCCGAUCGUGUCCGGUGUUAUUAUUGAUAGGACAGGGAACACGUGGAAGGGAUUCCCUUUCAGUUUGGGGUUGACGGUAGUGGGAUAUGCGUGUAUUUGUAUGGUGGAUGUGAAGAAGGGGAAAGAGCAGUGUGAGAGGUAUGUUUUGGAGGAUCCGACGUUGAGAAAGGAUGAGUAG